This is a messenger RNA of Acromyrmex echinatior (Panamanian leafcutter ant), 2247 nucleotides long. RefSeq names its product sialin. The record is from RefSeq and is a predicted model, not a curated record. Gene Ontology annotation, cellular component: membrane. NCBI's taxonomy places the organism in Eukaryota, Metazoa, Arthropoda, Insecta, Hymenoptera, Formicidae. Gene Ontology annotation, biological process: monoatomic anion transport; transmembrane transport. Gene Ontology annotation, molecular function: transmembrane transporter activity.
UUCCAGAUCGAGGAGUAAUAGUUGAAUACAGAAAUCUUUUCUGGGGAUGUGCUUAUUUCAUUUGUAUGUUUUUGUCAUACAAAUGUGUGCAGGACAGAAAGGGCUUCAAAUCUCUCUAUCUUAUAGCCAAUCAACAGGCUUAAAAAAUUUGUCACAAAAAGGUAAAUAGUGGUCUAUGUGAUGUGGCACGCAGUGUAUACAAAAUAAACAGUAUCUAUUUAUUAUCGGAGUGUUGAUAAUGUACGGCCCCGAUGAACUCGCACGAAAUGAAAAUAAGACUCUUCAUUUCAUGUGAAAAAGCAUCAGUAGCUCAGCAGCUUCGACGAUCUGUAUGCAUUAAAUAACAAAAAGCGAUUUUCAGCAUGUAUCAAGAACACAACGAGAACACACCGUUAAUUGCACCGCCAAAAAAGCGAUGGCUUCCAAUACGCAUUUGGAUCUGCGUAAUGAUGUUCACCGCUUGUUGGACGAGCUACGCGUGUCGGUUGCAGAUGCCAAUUCUGGUGGUACCGAUGAUCGUGGAGGCGAAAGUCAAUUACACGAAUGAGGGUGUAUGCGUGUUUGAGGACUCUCGACGACGUCGUGACGUUAUCAUUAAUCCACUUGAUCCUUCCAGCUACUUGGAACAAUACGUUCUAGAUCUUAUGCAGGAAGAACGGGAUAGGAAUCUAUUACAUUCAUUAGAACGUCGCCAAACAGAACCAAUAAUACGGCCACCAGAUGCGCCCUUCGCAUUUUUUAGCGGCCUACCAUUCGACUGGACUCCAACAAUACGAGGCCAACUUUUGGCCAGCUACAGCUACGGCGUCGUGCCUGGUAACUUGAUCGGUGGCUGGUUUGCGUUGAGAUACGGACCGCGCCGCGCAAUUCUCUGGACGUCGAUCUUGGCCGCAAUAAUCUCGCUAAUUAGCCCAUUCCUAGCGCAAUGUCACUGGGGUGUGCUAUUGUUCUCCAGGGUCGUCAUCGGUAUCACUGGAGGUGUCACUUUCCCCGCGUGUCAUACUAUGGUGGCAAAGUGGUCACAUCCAAAUGAACGGGCGCGCAUGAUCUGGUCUUUGUUAGGUGGAACGUUUGGCACGAUAUUGACCUAUCCAAUGAUAGCUGGUAUCGCGGAAAGUAUGAAUUGGGAAUCCGGCUGGUAUAUACCAUCCCUGCUGAUGCUAGUGUGGACAAUAGUGUGGGCAUUGAUCGCUUAUGAUUCGCCAGUAGAACACCCGGGCAUCAGUGCCGAAGAGAGGGAGUACAUUAUAACCGGUCAAGCAGGAACGGUGCGCCCCGAGAAACCUCGAUGGAAACAGACUCCGCUAAAGCAGAUGUUAAUGUCGAUACCAUUUCUCAGUCUGGUCAUAUGCCAUUUCGGAAAUCUCUUCUUGCUAUUCUUCUACCAAAACUCGCUCAUGCUAUAUUUGACCAAGGCGCUGGGAUUUCAAUUGACGAAAGGUGGCGCGGCGGCCGGCGCGCCAUGGGGUGCCAGAAUGGUAUUCGGAUUCUUCUUUAGUUGGGCGGGUGACACCAUUAAAAGAAAGAAGAUUAUUAGCGUCACCCUUUUGCGUAAACUCGGGACUACAUUCUCACAUUUUAUACCGGGCAUUUUUCUAAUAUUGGUCGGCUAUGUCGGAUGCAAUUUUGUACUAGCAAACAUUUUUCUAUUCCUUGCACUGGGUUUCAACGGUGCUGCCCUUAUCACUACUCUGUCGAACAAUCAGGAUCUCGCGCCAAAUUUUGCUGGUUUCCUUUACGGUAUCAUGAAUACAGUUGGUAGCACUUCCGGCAUGAUUAUUCCACCAAUAGUUGAAGAGAUAGCCGGCAAAUUUGGAAAUCCGAUCGACAGAUGGCAGACACUUUUCUGGAUCGGUGCCGCGGUGAGUAUUGGAAGUAUGAUCGUGUUCCUGUUCGGAGGUAGCGGUAAUAUACAGAAAUGGAACGAACUUCGACCGCUUGAUAAUCCAGAUGACGUAGAGACUGAUCAUAAAAUGGAGCCUAUAUAAGGCCAAUAUAGGGCACGUUUAAUCGAUGAUUCUUUCAAAUUUUUAUUUAACAAUGACACGUGAAUGAUAGAAAAGUUUAAUUAUUGACAAGCAUGUUCCUAAAUACAGUACAGGAAACAUUCAAAAAGACUGAAAAAUUAAAAAAUUCUUAAGGAAGAUUUAAAAGAAUUGAACUGAAGAUUAUUUCAGGAAUCGAAACUAUUAUAAAAGACUUUUCAAACACUGUUUAAAAAAAUACCUGAAAUAAAAAUAUGUAAUU